AUGAUCACGCACCCGAGCCAAGACUUCCUCGCACUCGUUGAGGCGCUCCUGUUCGCUCUCAGCCCCUCAGAGCAAGCCCCCGAUGCCGUCCUCACACAGCUGCACGCUCUCUUCGGCCCCAUGCUGGUCUCGGCACUCCAGCUCGUCGACAGGCGGGACGUGGUCAAGGUUUCCCUCCCCGGCGGCAGGUUCGUGCACCAGGUCACAUCGUCCGCCGGCGCACCGUACACACUCUACCUCGACCUUCCCUCUCCACCAGUAGUCCCGGCGGCAGACCUCACGCAGCCCCCGACCCAGGCCCCGAGCCCGACGUACGUGUCGCCCAAAUCACCCGCGUCAGACGCGCAAGCAGGAGGCGACGCCUCGAACGAGGCGCAAGGCGACGACGCCAGCCCUCUCUCUCCCCCAUCUCAAGCGCCCAAGCUCGGUCGCAUGAUCUGCCCGUGUACCGGUUUCGCCUUCAACACGCUCACUGCCCCGCGGUCCAUCUUUUGCAAGCACAUCCUGGCUGUGCUCCUCGCCGAUCGACUAGGAAAAGUCGUCGACACAACCGUCCCGCUGGCUGCUGCUGCCGGGCUUCUGGGGCUUGGUGGCGCGGGAGGGUGA
This is a messenger RNA of Vanrija pseudolonga, 606 nucleotides long. RefSeq names its product Zinc finger SWIM domain-containing protein 7 (gene Zswim7). The record is from RefSeq and is a predicted model, not a curated record. The coding region runs from base 1 to 606 and encodes 201 amino acids. The transcript has 5 exons. Gene Ontology annotation, molecular function: zinc ion binding. Lineage: Eukaryota; Fungi; Basidiomycota; Tremellomycetes; Trichosporonales; Trichosporonaceae. Gene Ontology annotation, biological process: double-strand break repair via homologous recombination. Gene Ontology annotation, cellular component: Shu complex.